Molecule: messenger RNA, 1515 nt
Organism: Arvicola amphibius (Eurasian water vole)
Lineage: Eukaryota; Metazoa; Chordata; Mammalia; Rodentia; Cricetidae
Gene: Dnajc22
Product: DnaJ heat shock protein family (Hsp40) member C22
Exons: 3
Coding region: 243-1268 (341 amino acids)
Biological process (GO): endocytosis
Cellular component (GO): early endosome; plasma membrane
Source: RefSeq, a predicted model, not a curated record
AAACACAGUCAGCACUGAGAGACAAAGUCCACUUGUGUGGCAGUGGGAACAGAAAGGGAGAGAGGGGCCAUUUUGAUUCUAUGGUCCAAGGAAAUGACUAGUCUGAAGCGGCCUGAGCAGCCAGUACUGCGGCUCUACCAGAACUGCCUGAGGGGUCUAAGGAUAACUCUCGGGACAAAGGUGAUUCUCACAGAGGACCUUGAGAUUUCUGCGUUCUGAUCAAUGUCAAAUGCCACUAGAGGAUGGCCAAAGGGCUCCUGGUGACCUAUGCCCUUUGGGCUUUGGGGGGUCCUGUUGGACUCCACCACCUGUAUCUGGGAAGGGACAGCCAUGCCCUGCUCUGGAUGCUUACCCUGGGAGGUGGUGGGUUGGGUUGGCUCUGGGAGUUCUGGAAGCUCCCAAGCUUUGUUUCUCAAGCCAACAGGACCGAGGGUCAGAAACAGAGGCCAGGAGAGGGGAGGCCAUCUCUGAGUCUCCUUCGCUUUGCUGGCCAGAUGAUAGUGGGAAUCUAUUUUGGUCUCGUGGCUCUGAUCAGCCUUUCUUCCAUGGCCAGCUUCUAUAUUGUGGGCCUCCCACUGGCAGUUGGCUUAGGGGUCUUGCUGGUGGCUGCUGUUGGCAACCAGACAUCAGACUUUAAGAAGACUUUAGGAGCCGCCUUCCUCAUUUCCCCUGUAUUCUAUGGCCGCCCCAUAGCCAUUCUACCCAUCAGUUUGGCUGCCAGCAUUACAGCCCAGAAGCAUCGCCAGUACAAAGCUUCAGUGGAGUCAGGGACGAUCAGCGUGCGGCUCUACCAUCUGGGCUUGGCUUACCUCGCCUUCACAGGCCCACUGGCCUAUAGUGUCCUGUGCAACACAACUGCCACCCUGAGCUAUGUGGCAGAAACCCUCGGUUCCUUCUUGAGUUGGUUCAGCUUUUUCCCACUUCUUGGCCGCCUUGUGGAGUCUGUCUUCCUUCUGCCUUGCCGGAUCUGGUGGCUUCUGGUUGGGGAUCCUGGCUUCAAUACCAGACAGUUCCAGGAGUGGGAAAAGUUCUAUGAAUUUGUUGACAGUUUUCAGGAUGAGAAACGUCGGCUGGCUUACCAGGUUUUGGGCCUUCCAGAAGGGGCAACCAAUGAAGAAAUACAUCGGAGUUACUAUGACCUGGUGAAAGUUUGGCACCCAGACCAUAACCGGCACCAGACAGAAAAGGCCCAGAGGCAUUUCCUGGAGAUCCAGGCUGCCUAUGAAGUCUUAAGUCAGCCCAAGAAACCCAGAGCAUCCCGGGGGUGAAGAGCAACAUCUUGAGGAAGGACUCACUCUCGGCAGAGCUGGGUGGCAUAUUCAAAACCUGGUGUCCCAAAAGUGUUAAGGAAGCUGUUUGCGACAGAGGAAAACUUUAAAGGGAUGAGAAGUUUGUGGUAGAAAAUAUAUCUAUAUUCUGAAUUUCUAAAUUCUUGGCAACUGUGUUCUUGAUUAUAUUUUCUUAAUACCAUUUAGUGAAAGAUAUAAUAUCAAUAAAAAUAACUUUCAAAGAAUA